AGAUCCUCCCUCGCCCCCAUACCCAUACCCCUCAAGCGAUACCCCGCUCUCCUACAGCACCUCGGACACGCCACGGGAAAGUCUUGAAAGCCAUCCGGCACCAUGUUCGGCGGAACUUCUUCAUGGGGUCAAAAUAAUCAACAAAAUCAACAGCAGCAGGGAGGUGGCCUUUUCGGCGGCGGCGGCACAGGAGGUGGAUUCGGACAGCAGAACAACACUGGAGGAUUCGGCCAGCAAGCCAAUACCGGCGGUGGCUUUGGACAGCCUGCUCAGAAUACAGGGAGUGUCUUUGGCGGAGGUGCCGCAACGACCAACACUGGUGGAUUUGGCGGAUUUGGAGGUGCGAAUGCUACACAGCCAACCAACACUUUUGGAGCGAGGCCAGCAUUUGGAGCAACAGGAUCCACUUUUGGCCAGCCUGCUGCGAAUACUGGCGGCGGAGGUCUGUUUGGUAGCAACAACACCACCAACACUGGAUUCGGAGCUCCCGCCAACAACACUGGAGGUGGUCUCUUUGGCGCCAAACCUACCACUUCUACCUUUGGCUCUGGCGCAACAUCCAAUCUCUUCGGGGCCAAGCCCGCUACCGGGUUUGGCGCUGCCCCAGCUGGGCAAGAUGGCUUGAAGGGCCCUAACGAGCUUCAACAAUACCGCACCGAUGUCCCCCCUCCUCCUCCUCCCUCUACCGGCACAGCCAACCCUGCCUACUACCCCACUUGGCAAGCCGAUCCUUCCACCAACACUUCUCUCGGCAAAGAGGGACCUCCCCAUCUGUUCCAUUCCGUCUCUGCCAUGUUCCCUUACCGAGGUGCAAGUUGGGAAGAAUUGAGGGCGCUGGAUUACCAGCAAGGAAGGAAGGAAGCUACACCUCAGCAACAACAGCAGCAGAAUGCUUUCGGGGCCUCCUCAGGAGGCUUUGGGCAACAGCCUGCUGCUACUGGCUUUGGUGCUCAGCCUGCCGCCACAGGGUUCGGCGCUCAACCUGCUGCAACUGGGUUUGGCGCCAAGCCGGCGGGGACUGGCCUGUUUGGCUCUUCCGCGCCCUCCACUGGCUUUGGGUCUACCCCUGCAGCCGGAGGCGGGCUUUUCGGCCAAUCUCAGCCUCAACAACAAAACCAAGGCUCAUCCCUUUUCGGAGGGCAGAGCAACACCACCACGGGCGGUGGUCUUUUCGGUCAGUCUCAGCCCCAACAACAAAAUACAGGAGGAGGUCUCUUUGGAAGCUCUACAAACAACUCUAGCCCUUUCGGAGGGCAACAAAACCAGCAGCAGCAAGGCGGGAGUACCUUUGGAGGGUUUGGACAAGCGGCCAAGCCUGCUGCGUUUGGUAGUACGGGCACUGGCGGGUUUGGUUCCGGAAGCACGGGGAGCACGUUUGGACAGCAGCCGGCGGCAAACACGGGUACCACCGGGUUCGGAGGAUUUGGACAGACACAACCACAGCAACAGCAGCAACAGCCAGCGGCUGGUGGCGGUUUGUUUGGAGGCGGCGGCUUUGGCGCCAAUGCCCAACAGCCGAGCACGGGUGGUGGUCUCUUUGGAAGCCAAAAUAAUCAGCAACAACAGCCUGCAGCCACCGGCUUUGGUGCUGCUCCCAAGCCUGGAGGUCUCUUUGGCAACUCCACCCCAGCCCCUGCUUCUACCGGCUUUGGCGGAUUCGGUCAAACACCUGCUGCUCAGCCUGCUGCAGGUGGGGGAUUGUUUGGCAAUACAGGCGCUGCCCAACCUAGCACUGGCGGCGGACUCUUCGGCCAAAGCCAACCUCAACAGAAUGCCCAGCAACCAGCCGCUGGCGGAGGUCUCUUUGGCAGCACAAGCACUCCCGCUGCGGGAGGAGGAUUAUUUGGUGCCAAACCUGCGACAACUACUCCUUCUACCGGUUUGUUUGGUUCCCAGCCUACUCAGCCUGCCCCUAGCGGUGGUGGGUUGUUUGGUAACGCUGGCGCUUCUACUGGCGGCGGAGGUGGCUUGUUUGGCAGUACCAAUAAUAAUGCUGCCGGGCAACCUGGACAGCAACAGCAAUCCGGCGGUCUGUUUGGCGCAAAGCCUGCUGGCAGUGGUCUCUUUGGAAACACUGGCGCGGCUAGCACGGGUGGACUCUUUGGUCAACAACCCCAACAACAGCAGCAGCCUCAGGCUGGUUCCACCGGUGGCCUGUUCGGUAACCUCGGGCAGUCUCAGCCAGCGUCUUCGGGCUUGUUUGGUAGCACUGCCGCUCAACCCCAGCAGCAGAGCACUUUCGGAGGCGGUAGCUUGUUUGGCGGCAUGGGUCAAUCUACUGCCCAGCCUCAGCAGCAGCAGCAACCGUCUUUGACCGCCUCCAUCGACCAGAACCCCUAUGGCAACAACCCUCUUUUUGCCUACAAUGGCCAAAAGCUCGAGGUGGGCUCGCAAUCCAAGAAGCCUGCUCUUCCUCCUCUUACUGCUUCGUCUUACCGCCUCACGCCUUCCACGAGCAAGUCCAAGCUCAACAAACUGCGAGGCUUUGCUUCUCCUCUCACUGCUUCACAGAGCACUCCUGCUCGAGCGGGAAGCCCUCUAUCAGUCAGCUCUCCUGGAAAGACAAGCUUGUUCAACUCGCCUGUUGCACCCGAUAGGUACAAGGGUUUGAGCGACACUGCUCUGACCCCGAACGCCUUUGUGCCUCGACUCAACAUCAAGAAGCUAUCUGUUACGCCCAAACUCGGUGGCUCCCUCGGUGGCGGUGAUCAACUUGAGAGUGUGCUGGGCAAGUCUGCUUUGAGGAGCUCAACCAACUCUAACCCUGGGUCGCCCGCCCCUAGGCAGGUACCACUCGUGUUCCACCCCACCGCGAACGCGACACCUCAACCCGAGUCUGUCGCUUCUCCUCGUGCCAAUGGCGUUGACUCUCCGCGUCUAGCAGGAUCCGAGCGGCCUCCCAAGAAGGGUGACUACUGGUGUCGACCCAAGCUUGAAAAGCUCAAACAAAUGCCCACGGACGAGCUUUCUGCUCUCAGCGGCUUCACUGCUGGGCGACGCGGCUUCGGUGAAGUCACAUUCUUGGAGCCUGUCGACCUCACCCGCACUCCCCUCGACGACAUUCUUGGUGCCAUCAUCGUCGUGGACCAGUCAGAACUCUCUGUCUAUCCUGAUGAGUAUCCUGACAAGCCCGAGAUGGGUGAUGGCUUGAACGUUCCUGCCAGAAUCAUGCUCGAAAAUGUCUUUACCACCGACAAGGCCACCAAGGAGUGGGUCAGGGAUCCUCAGGACGCUCGAUUCCAGAAGUUCGUCAGGCGAGUCAAGGCGAUCCCCGAUACUGAAUUCGUCAGCUACACCGAUGACGGUACUUGGACAUUCCGAGUCGAACACUUUACCACUUAUGGUAUCGGUGACAGCGAUGAGGACGAGAGUGUCGCCAGCGGAAGCAAUAGUGCUCGUGACUCCAGCCUGUCGCCUUCUGGAAGCGAGGACGAUGAGGAUAUGAUGCCCCCAGUCAAGUCUAUCCGAGAUCUGGAGGGUCAGCAUGACUCUGGCCUUUCAGAGGACGAUUUCACUGGCGAAUCCAUCGCAGAUGACUUUGAUGGGGAUUUGACCGAUAUGGACACAAGUGGCGAGUUUGACUUGCCCUCUCACCCCUCUAUCGAAAUCCCACUCAAGUCGCAUCUCGGUCCCGAGGGCAUGCGCAAUCUCAAGGAAAUGCAAAGCUCUUUCUUUGGCCCGUCCGCCCCAACAAUGAGACCAGCGAGAGAGCUGGCGGGGUCGAGAAAGCGGGGAGCAGAGCAGGGUUCGUUUUUUCGUGAAGCCGAAGAGGAAAAUAUGAUGCUUGACAAGCGGGCUGUCAAGCGGACCUCUUUCGGCGAACCCCCAGUAAGCCUGCCUAUAAUCCGACAAAAGAGGAAGUAUGCGCGAGUUGCCGUGGAUGAAAGUAUCGAGAAGGGGAAAGAAGGAGUCAAGGUGGAUGCGGGGCUAGCGCUGGGACGAUCAUGGAGGUGCUCGUGGGGGCCGAAUGGAGAGUUGGUGCACCUUGGAAAGAUAUGUGGACCCAGGGCAAAGACAUUUUGCAACCCUGAUGCCGUCGUAAACAUCGAAAAGGUUGAAACUCUGGCGGAAUCCGUCAAUGUCGAAAAAUCAAAAGCUGAGCGGUUGCUAGCACUGCAUCUCGAGACAAGUCUUGUCGAACAGAUUGAAGGUGUUCCUUUUGCUAUAGUCAACCCUGACAUCCGCUUCGGCGACUUCGCUUCUCGAUUCGACGCUGGCGAUAGGUCACACGAAGCCAACGUCUUCCGUCUUGGAGUUGCUCUUUUCGACGAGAUCGACCUCCGGCUUCCAGAGGACUCGUCCGAGGAACUUGUGCAUCGGAUUACUUCCCUUCGACGAAAACUCGCUCUUUCCAAAUGGCUUGAAGACGCGGUGGCUUCUUCGGUCGACUCUGAUUUGAUAACCAACAGCGACAGUCGACCCAACAAACUAUUCACUCUUCUGAGUGGCCACCAGGUUGAGCGAGCUGUUGAAACUGCUCUGGAAGGUGGAGAUAUGAGGCUGGCAACAUUGAUCUCUCAAUCAGGCGGGCAACAAACGUUCAAAGACGAGCUUUUGCUUCAACUCGAAGAUUGGGAAAAUCACAAAGUCAACCCAUUCAUCGCCGCUGGUUACCGCAGAAUAUAUGCUCUUCUUGCUGGUAUCACAGAUGUCUUGGCGGGUUCACCGCCCGGGCGAGUUUCGGAGAAAUGGCCGCAAAUUUUGAUUGCAGAGGGUCUUGAUUGGAAAAGGGCCUUUGGUCUUCACCUCUGGUACGGCAUGCCCUUUGAAAACACCAUCAGCGACGUUGUCAGCUCGUUCGCCAGCUCCCUCUCUGCUGUGAACCCUCCAGCAAAGCCUCUCCCUCCUCACCUCGAGAAGCCUUCCGAAGGUGUCAGAUCAUGGACGCUCCCUACGGAGCCGACGGAUGUCAUCUACAACUUGCUUCAGCUGUACUCCGAUGACGCAGUCUCUCUCGAUCAGACCUUGCGGUCAAGAGAUACUUCUUCUAGCCCGUUCGACGUUCGGUUGGCUUGGCAUCUCUAUAUCCUCCUUGCCCGGGUUUUCGGCAGAAGAGACUUUGAAGAUCGGGAAGAAGAAUAUAGUGCGAGUGCAGACCGAUUAACUGCGGGAUACGCUGCGCAGCUGGAAGAAAGCGGAGAAUGGAAACUUGCUGCAUUCGUCUUGCUUCACCUCGAGACCGUAGAAGGUCGCGAAAAGUCGCUCCGCGCUCUUCUCAACCGACACCCAGAUGUCACCGCAGACGACACGUCGUUCCUUGUUGAGACACUUCGUAUCCCAGCCGAGUGGAUUCACGCGGCCCGUGCUGCUGCUUUCACAUCGUCUGGCGACGCUUGGAAAGAGUAUCACGCUCUUCUCGAAGCGAGGCUGUUCGAUCGGGCACAUCGAGUGCUGCUUGAACGGCUUGCACCUGAAGCAAUCAUCAGGGACGAUAGAGCCCUCUUGAAGAAGUUGUGUCUGAAAUUGGAAGGCAAGGGCGUGGCUGGAUGGGAGUUUGGAGGAAAGCUUUUCUUGGAAUGGAACGAGAUCUCCGAAGACACCGCUCCCCUUCUUAUGUCUGUCUUGCGAUCAGGCUCCCGACCCGACCCUCGACAAGUCGCGGAAUUGAAUGAACGCGCACAGGUACUUCCUCGACUAUUGCAACUGCUACCAUCUCUGUUUUCGGAUAGAAACGAUGUACAGCAGGUGGCCGGUUUGAGUGAAAUAUUGAGCCCCCUGGCUGAUCUAGCGUCUGCGUUGAGCGGAGCCGGAUACAUCGCAAAGCAACCGGUCUCGGUGAAUCUUGUAGACGAGGAUAGGCUUCAUUUGUUGCGAGAGUCGGCGUUCGAGGCAUUUAACAGAACACUGGCCGAGGGGGCAUGAGGAGGAUGGGAGUAAGAGUGGAUGGUGUUCGCCGUACGUAGUAGAGUAGAACAUCUUUUGGAUUUUCGCUGUCAAUUAUAAACACCUGUCACAGAGCGGCACAUGAUCACGACCACAUGCAUUCUCUUGAAAUACUCAAA
Messenger RNA from Cryptococcus amylolentus CBS 6039, 6002 nucleotides. RefSeq lists its product as hypothetical. Gene Ontology annotation, biological process: protein import into nucleus; post-transcriptional tethering of RNA polymerase II gene DNA at nuclear periphery; RNA export from nucleus. Gene Ontology annotation, cellular component: nuclear pore cytoplasmic filaments; nuclear pore. NCBI's taxonomy places the organism in Eukaryota, Fungi, Basidiomycota, Tremellomycetes, Tremellales, Cryptococcaceae. Gene Ontology annotation, molecular function: structural constituent of nuclear pore. The transcript has 9 exons. The record is from RefSeq and is a predicted model, not a curated record. The coding region runs from base 103 to 5862 and encodes 1919 amino acids.